CAGAAGCAGUCUCAGCAACAACAAAAGCAGCAACAUGAUCAACAACAACAGCAACAACAACAACAAUCGCAACAACUUCCACAACCACCUCAGCAACCACUGCAACAACAGCAACAACACCCACCGCCACCUCAACAACCACCACUCCAAGGCGGAAGCAAAGGAGAGAGCCACAAGUCCCACCAGCAACCGCAGUCCAACGUCGCGACAACAAAACAUCCUGCUGAGUCUGUCCAGCCAGCCAUAAGUAAAGGUGCAAGCAAGGGGGAAUCCACAGGCCGCGUACAAAGUUUGAAGGUCACUCUAGGGCCCUCAGGAAGUAAAGUAUCCUCAGUGUCAGAAGACAUAAAGGUUGAUGAUGUGGAAAAGUCAGAGCUGAAAAAUAUUUUAAUUAGUAAUAGUGUUCCUAAAUCCCAGCCCCAGCAAAAUAAGCAGCAGCAAAUACAACAACAAAAACAAUACUUACAAGAACAACAAAAGCAGUUGCAAGAACAGAAGCAACUUUUAGAACAGCAAAAACUUCAGAAGCAACAAAAACAGCAGCAAGAACAACAGAAACAACAACAAUUAGAGCAGCAGAAACAAAAGCAGAAACAGCAAGAGGAACAGCAACAGCAGCAACAAAAACAACAGCAGCAGCAACAGCAGCAACAACAACAACAACAACAACAGUUGCAGCAGCAGCAGCAACAACAACAGCAGCAGCAACAGCAACAGCAGCAACAACAACAACAACAACAACAACAACAUGCACAUCACCAGCAUCACCACCACCACCACCACCAUCAGGAACAUACAUCUCAUCCUCUCCCUCCAACCUCAGAAGAACAGCAUAUCCACCAUCAACAGCAACAGCAUUUACAACUACAGGAACAGUUAGAACAGUUACAACACCACCACUUACAGCAGCAGUUACACCACCAUCACCAACAGCAACAUGCCAUGAGUCAUAAUAUGUCAGGGGGUUUGCCACACCCAUCGGUUUCAAAUGGCUUCUCAGACAUGCCACUGGGUAUGGCCCAGACAUUGGUGCAUAGCUUAGCAGGGAUUAGUGCAAUGACAGGCAUGCCUGGUCUGUCCUCCCUUGGCCCCUCUGGGCUAGAGGGACUAGGUGCUGCUGUCACGGGUAGCAUGUUGCCAGGGCUUGCUGAUGCUGCAUCAACAAAUAGUGCCAAUAUUUCUGUUGCUGCUGCCUCCAAUGCAGUACCAACACAUAACCCAAUGAUGGCAACUCAUGACACUCAUCAAGAAAUGCCAUCACAUUUGCCAGAGACUAGCCUAGCAGACUUAAAAGCAGCAGGCUUAGAUACUAGUUUAAGUUAUUAUUCGUCAAUUCCACAAACGCAAAGCGACACAUCUAUCAUGCGCAAACAGUCAGAGGAGGAACUCAACCCAGAGGCCCAGGCCCUGCAGAGGCAACAUGCAGAGGCUUCAGCAUUGGCAAGUUACCUGGCUGCUCAAGAUAAGAAGCCCCCUUCCUCUGCCCCAGAAACCCCUAAGUCAUCAGGAGGAAGCUCUUUCAGUAAACCCAAGCCAACACCCAAGAACCUCAGUUCAUGGUCAUCCCUAGCGCAGAGUGCCGUCCCUUCACCCACAGCCUCCACCUCUCUAAAGACAUCAGCCAGUGAUUCUUUUGCCCAGUUCAAGAGAGUUGCCAAGGAGAAAGAAGCAAGGAAACGUCAGAUCAUUGAGCAGCAAGAGCAAAGAAGGCAGCAGAAGGAGCAAGUUGAGAAGGAACGUGCAAGACAAGAAGCAGAGAAAGAGCGUGCACGGUUAGAGGAGGAAGCUUUGGAUAGGGCAAUGGAACAAGCUAAAGAAAUUCGGGCCACUCAAGAAGUUCAAAGACGAGAACCAGUUGCCAUACGGGAGAGGCCACCCUCAAGUGCAAAAGUGGCCACUCCUAUGACAGCCUCAACUUCGCCUCACCCCCAGCUGGCAACACCUGCAGGGCCCCCCAGUUCACAUCCCCCUGCCACUCCAACCUCUUCCAUAGACAAUGCAAAGCAAAGUGACCGCGACAGACAAAAGCUGAGAGAACAAGAACGAAGACGGAGGGAAGCUAUGGCGGGUCAGAUAGACAUGAAUCGCCAAAGCGACUUGAUGGCUGCGUUCGAAGAACAGUGUGGAAAAUAAUGUAUAAGAAUUACCAAAAAUAUUUUAUUAAUGUCGGCUCUGUUCCUUGUACACAACUCAACUCAGAUAUCACCUAAGUCCUUUUAUUUGACAUGUUUUGUACAUAUAACUAUAGCUGUGUUUAUAUUUAUUAUAGUUCAGUGAGAGUUCUUGUUGUUGCUGUACAUUUGUGUAUGAAACUUAUGGAUGUAAAUGUUACAUUUUGGCUGUGAAAUCGUCCCUUGCCAAUGCAUGUUGUCGGCAAGUUGUACAACUGUUGGCCCUGCUGCUUGAUGGCACUCUGUUCAUUUGGCCAGCUCCGAAUUAAGAGAAAAAAAAAUUAUCCUAUUCUACUGAGAACUAAAUAACUGUCAUGACUGAGCAUAAGUGCAAGUGUGGCACAUCAGUGGUGCCCUAUCUGUAGUGUUACAAGUGUCAACUGAGCUGAUCUCCUGUUAAGAUUAGCACAAGUCCUAACUUCCAGUUGUCAUGCAUCAGACCACAGCAGAGGGUUCUGUUUGUCCACAGUAGAAGAUACUUUUUCUUUAGGUUGACACCUCUGUUAAUUCCACCAACUUAACAAUAAUUUGAUGACUGUAGAAGAUUAUAGUUGGGUAUUUAAGACUUAACCUUUUUAUGGUGUACUCUUAAAUAACUCAUGCGUUUAGAAAUUAAUUUUUCAGAAAUGACCAAGAGUUUUCAUGGAAAAAAAAUGGUUGAAGAAAAAUAGAAAAAAAAAUGUUGGCAUUAACUCUUGGAAAUGUGUAAUAUAGUUAUGCAGUGGAAUAGCAGGAGCAUCUCAAGUAGCAAUAUACUUGCUCUGCUGGUGCUUCAAAGCAGAAACAGGACAUUAUAAAUGCUCGCCAUGUGAAUAUUGUUUCUCUAUUGGAAUUGCUCUUCAGAUUCUCAGUUUUCAGCUGGGAUUGCUACUCAGCUGUUUACAACAGGUAUGGCUUGUUUGCCAUACAUUAAACUUUCCAUAUUGACCAACGAUUUUCAACUAAGGAAAUGUUAAUCAAUAUUAGGUUUAGAAUCUUUUUUUAAUAAAAAGUGUUAAAAGUAUUUGGCCGAUAGGCCUGUAGACCAUCA
Penaeus indicus is the source of this 3201-nucleotide messenger RNA. Its product is annotated as bromodomain-containing protein 4-like. The transcript has 6 exons. Lineage: Eukaryota; Metazoa; Arthropoda; Malacostraca; Decapoda; Penaeidae. The record is from RefSeq and is a predicted model, not a curated record. Bases 943 to 2133 code for a protein of 396 amino acids.